AUGGACUUGCAACAGCUGCAGCAGCUGCUUCAGCAACUGCAAACCGACAAUCAAAGGCUGCAGCAGCAAGUCACUCACCUGACAGCACAAUGCCCUGUGCCUGUGCCUGAGAAGUUUUCUGGGCAGCCGGAGAUGUUCCCGGCCUUCGUGGCAGUGUGUCAGCUCUACAUGGCAAUGCGGCUGGAGGACUUCGCAGACGACCUGGCCAGGGUGGCAUUCAUCAUGAACCUUCUGUCCGGCUCGGCUGCCCAAUGGGCCACACUCCUGGUGCUGCAGAACAACCCCUUGAUGGCGGACUACCAGGGGUUUUGGCGGCAACUGCGCCCAUGUAUGAGGACCCCGCGCGGACCCUAA
Messenger RNA from Ahaetulla prasina, 354 nucleotides. Its product is annotated as protein LDOC1-like. The transcript is spliced from 2 exons. Lineage: Eukaryota; Metazoa; Chordata; Lepidosauria; Squamata; Colubridae. The record is from RefSeq and is a predicted model, not a curated record. The coding region runs from base 1 to 354 and encodes 117 amino acids.